This is a messenger RNA of Papilio polytes (common Mormon), 934 nucleotides long. Its product is annotated as phospholipid scramblase 2-like. Gene Ontology annotation, cellular component: plasma membrane. Gene Ontology annotation, biological process: plasma membrane phospholipid scrambling. The record is from RefSeq and is a predicted model, not a curated record. Bases 56 to 904 code for a protein of 282 amino acids. The transcript is spliced from 5 exons. Gene Ontology annotation, molecular function: phospholipid scramblase activity. Lineage: Eukaryota; Metazoa; Arthropoda; Insecta; Lepidoptera; Papilionidae.
ACUAACUGUCAGAUGAUGAAAAGUAAAUUUUGCUAGAAUAUUGUGUUGACGUUUUAUGGCAAAUUAUUUUAAAUUAACACCCCAUAAUCACAACUUGCACAGCUGUCAGAGAUGUUUUGUUAAAUCUGGGAACGGUCUAGAGAUGACCCAAGCGGCGCCGAUACCCUCGGUGCCUGUCCAGGUGUACGGGGACCUGGUGAAGGAACCUGUCAGUACCUUGCUCCCUGAAGUCUUGGAGCCAUGUCAGAAGUCUGAGGAGCCACCGUCGCUACUAGAAGAGUUGACUUCGGUAGAACAUCUGAUGAUCACGAAGCGUCUGCGGGUGAAGAGUGUGCUGUUUCUUAGGGGCAAGAGGAACCGCUUCCACGUGCGCACGCCUGACAGGAACCUAGUGUAUACCGUGGAGGAGGAGAACAGCUGGUGGGUGGGCUACUUCUGCUACGGUCUUCGUCCCCUCCAGCUCCGCGUGUGCAAUAGUAUGGGCGCGGAAGUUCUGCGCGUGCUUCGGCCCUACGCCUGCACGCCGCGAGUCCUGCCCUGUCAAAUGCAACACCUCCAAGUCUUCAGUCCACCUGAACAUCUCAUAGGUACUAUCGAGCAGCAAUGGGCGGCUGUCAGACCGAUAUAUCUGGUCAAAAAGGCGAACGGCGAAGAGGUCUUUUGGAUCCGCGGUCCGUUUAUUACCCUGAGUUUAUUCCGUGACGUGGAGUUCUGCAUCGCGCGUGCUGACGGCGCCCCUGUCGGCAGCACCUGCAAGCGUUGGCAAGGCUUGCUGCACGCCAUGUUCUUCGCUCCUAUCACUGACAGAUUUAACGUCGAGUUCGACCGGAGUCUGUCAGUGGAGGAGAAGGCACUGUUACUUGCCGCGACGCUGCUCAUAGACUACAUGUAUUACGAUGUUUGAUAUAAAUUAUUCAUAUAUUAUUGUUUUUAU